Durusdinium trenchii is the source of this 615-nucleotide messenger RNA. The record is from the annotation of a GenBank genome assembly. Lineage: Eukaryota; Dinophyceae; Suessiales; Symbiodiniaceae.
AUGCAUGACUUUACAGUCGGCUUGGUCGAUGGACAGUCGAAGCUGUUGCUGAUGCUGAGUAUCGUUGCCUUCGUGGAUGAGCUUGAAAUCAGUGAGGACGCCAUCAAUCAAUGCCCUAUGUUGUUGAAAACAUUUGAGAGCUUCCGGUACAUUCGCUGCGCAUACCAGCACUUUGAGAAUGCAGCCGGACAUUACCUCAACUCCUUGCUCAGGGCCCCGAUCCAUCUGGUGGAACUGGUCCACCAGCACUACGACCUAUACAAACAUGAAGAGUCGGGUUUGCCCAUCUCAGUGCUAAGCUUGGACUUCUGGGUGCCAGGCUGCUGGACCAGAAAAGAGAACCCGAAGUUCAAAGGCAAAGGCCAAUUCGAGACCAUUCUGACAACUACAGAGACUACAGCUGUCCUCUAUGCAACCAGGGCAACUCAGGAUAGGCGAUGUGCCUUCCAUUGUGUUCCUGGUGAGUCCCGGCAGAAAAUGGCGCAAUUGAGCGAAGAUGAACACAUCCACCUGCACGACAUUUGCUGCCUGUGGGUUUGGCUUCGUGCUGAACUUGAAGGGGCCUUUCCGUCCAACAUGGUGGACAAGUACACUGAUUUGUUUUACAAGGGGUAG